AUGAAAGAUUCCGUAUGUUUCGAUAUUCCUGCAUCAACUAACUACCAUCAGGCCAAACAGCUUAAAUUAAGAAAGGUCCGUUCUGUGAAAAAUCUUGCUCUUCCAAAUCAACACGUUUUGAAAAGUCAAUGGAAACAUUUUUCACAUUUAGCAGGUUUACCUAUUCAAGACAUAAAUAAUCCUUUGUUUUUGAUUGGCCAAGAUAAUAUACGAAUAAUUGUACCUAGAAAAGUUGUUCAAGGCCCUACUUAUUUACCUAUAGCUACUAAAUCCAUGUUAGGCUGGAUUCUUCAUGGACACUACAAUGAUCAGCAUUCAAAUAUACCCAGAACACGACCUACGCUUUUGGAGUUUCCAACGUAUCCUCAUUUAAUAUGA
This is a messenger RNA of Ceutorhynchus assimilis (cabbage seed weevil), 378 nucleotides long. The record is from the annotation of a GenBank genome assembly. Lineage: Eukaryota; Metazoa; Arthropoda; Insecta; Coleoptera; Curculionidae.